Molecule: messenger RNA, 2414 nt
Organism: Syngnathus typhle (broad-nosed pipefish)
Lineage: Eukaryota; Metazoa; Chordata; Actinopteri; Syngnathiformes; Syngnathidae
Gene: mars2
Product: methionyl-tRNA synthetase 2, mitochondrial
Exons: 3
Coding region: 259-2046 (595 amino acids)
Biological process (GO): methionyl-tRNA aminoacylation
Molecular function (GO): methionine-tRNA ligase activity; ATP binding
Source: RefSeq, a predicted model, not a curated record
AAAUACGGAAGAAAGUCCACCCUUGAGAACUGUCUUGUCGAGUCUUACAUGCUGCAAACUUGGUCACUUAUACUGUAAUUUGUUGGAAUGUACUGCUUUGUAAACACUUAGGCAAUUUAUUACGUUUUGCAUUUAAUUGUCAUAUUCCGGUAAUCACGAAGCCUGUCGUGGGUGUGUCUACGUUACCUAUGUUUACUAUUAGCUAAAUGAGCUCUUAGCAUUUAGCAAAACAUCACGCAGCUGGACUACCAUUAAAAAAUGAGGACGUCUUUACGCUUCAUCACAGGAGGCUACAAGGCGGUUGGCACAUGGCAACCAAGCACCUUUUUAUCACCUCUUUCGGCUCAAUUAAGCGUCUCGCGAUCAAGCAGUGCUGUGUGCAAAGAGGAAAGAAGCUACUACAUAACCACUCCCAUCUUCUAUGUCAAUGCCUCUCCUCAUGUGGGUCACCUGUAUUCAGUAAUUUUAGCCGACUGCAUGCACCGAUACAAGCUUCUACGGGGAUUCAAGUCAAAAUUUGCAACAGGCACAGAUGAGCACGGUUUAAAAAUCCAACAGGCAGCCGAUGCAGCAGGACAAGACCCCAUGGCCUUCUGCACAGGCGUGUCUCACAAAUUCCGGCGGCUCUUCAACAGGUGUGACGUGACCUUUACAGACUACAUCAGGACCACUGAGGAGAGGCACCGGCGGGCCGUAGAGCAUUUCUGGUGCACGCUCCGUGACAAAGGGCUCAUCUACAAGGGGAGCUAUGAGGGCUGGUACUCCACCCCGGAUGAGAGCUUCCUUACGCAGACCCAGGUGGCCGACGCUGUUGACGGGACGGGCCAGGCUAUCAAGGUGUCGCUGGAGAGUGGUCACAAGGUGGAGUGGCUAAAAGAGGAGAAUUACAUGUUCCGUUUGUCGGCAUUUCGGACUCAACUGCUGGAAUGGCUCCAGAAAACCCCCGGAGCCAUCCAGCCUGAGCGUUUCCUCCAGGAUGUUAUCAAGUGGCUGCAGGACGACCUUCCGGACCUCUCCGUGUCCCGCCAAAGAAGCCGCCUUCAGUGGGGAAUCCCCGUGCCAGGGGAUCCCGAGCAUAGCAUCUAUGUAUGGUUAGACGCUCUGGUCAACUAUCUCACGGUGGCUGGUUACCCCAACGACCACGAUCAUUGGUGGAGUGUGGCCCACCACAUAGUAGGCAAAGACAUCCUGAAAUUCCACGCCAUCUACUGGCCAUCUUUCCUACUUGGAGCGGGACUGGCGCCGCCGCGGUCCAUACAUGUGCACUCGCACUGGACAGUCAACGGAACCAAGAUGUCUAAAAGUUUGGGCAACGUGGUGGAUCCCUUUGAGCGCUCGCUGGCCUUCACCACCGAUGGUUUGCGGUACUUCCUGCUGCGUCAAGGCGUGCCCGAUUCCGACUGCGACUACACAGAUCACAAAGUCACCAAGCUGCUCAACGCAGAGCUGGCCGACUCCUUGGGCGGCCUCCUCAACCGCUGCACCGCUCCCGCUCUCAAUCCAACACAGACCUACCCGCCGUUCUGCCCUUUUUCUUUCCCCAAUGAACGGGACGGUCGGGCGGUGCCAGAAGACUACCACAUGCUGGAUGCUGUGCAAAAACUUCCAACGGUGGUGGAGCGUCACUACGAAAGCCUGCACAUAUACAAAGGUUUGGAGGCCAUCGCUUCCUGCGUUAGGCAAACCAACGGCUUCGUUCAACGCCACACGCCUUGGAAGCUAAACAGGAUGGACGCAGGUGACCGACGUUGGCUGGACACCAUCGUCCACGUCUCCCUGGAAUGUCUGAGGAUUUACGGGACCCUCCUACAGCCCGUCGUACCGCGGGUAGCUGACAAGCUGCUGUCCAGACUUGGCGUGCGAGCCAACGAGAGGAACUUGAAUGACCUGGACUUCCUGCCUAGUUACCGUGGCAAAGCCUGUCCCUUCCCAGGUAGAAUGCUUGGACCUGAUACAGGAGUGUUAUUUAAUCGACUGGAAAGUCCUACUGGAGAUCAGCAAAAAACUAAGAACAUUAGAAAGCAGAUUAUCUCAAGACACUUAUAGAGGGGAAAGCUCCUGAGCCACACACAUGAAAGUAUAAACUAACUAAACAUGAACAAUCGCAAGGUGGCGCAGACAAGGGAAAAAGAAAAUUCUGAUAGAAGCUUUGAACAGAAACUCAGUGGAGAGGCUGGUAGACUUAAAGGGACAAUAAAGCGAGCUACCAUUGGUACGUAUUUAUGUGAUAAGACUGUAUUAAAAAAUGUCUACUAGAAUUCCCCCCUGGAAAAUAGAUCAUAAAACUGGUGGCGGUGAACUUACUGACGUCAACUUUUUGGGUGGUGUGCUUGAUUGACCAAUGUGCCUGUUAGUUUUAUGACUAUGGAUUGCUUAUUUUACAUUGUUGUUCAAUAAAUCUUAAGUUAAAUCAG